CUCCAAUAUUGACACCCCAGAGUCAUAAUGUCCACACCCUCCACCGCCGACCAGGUCGUGUUAGACAGUUUUGAAAUCUCUCGUCUGACGCCGGUCGAACUACGCGAAGAGACCUGGGGCUGGGUGAUCUAUCGAACGACCUACCAAUCCGACGCGGCAUUUAACAGAACGAUUGACAUCAUCACAUUCUGGAUUAAACAUGAUGUUUUAACCAACUUCAACUACCGCUCCGCACCACCCUCAGAUCUUGCGCCUAGACAUCAGCUGUGGACCCGCCACCAAUUCACAAUUUUCGAAGAUCUGACCACCCUGGACGGAGCAUCGAUCGAUACUGUCAGGGAACAAUUCGAGGCGUGGGGCGAGAGUCUAGGGAUGCGAGAUCAGUGGAAUAAAUAUCGCGUUUGUAUGAUGAUCGACCAGGAAGCAGUGGACCGGCUAAGCCAGGCGGUCCUGGCAGAAGAGCAUAAUGAGCUGUCUGUGGAUAAGUGCCUCGAGGAUUGGAAACGGUGGCAUGUUCCGGUGAUUGAGGCAUUCCCGGAUCUGGAUGUGGGGGACGACUACCAAGGGUGGAUAAACUGCUCUAUCUCUCAGCUGUUUCGCCUGUGGACGUUGAUGGGAGAUGCGAUGUCUGUGGGCAGAGCUACCUAUAUGGCGGAGGACGGGAUUUACUAAGCUUGAUGAUUGAUCAGGGAUCUGGUUUUCUGCUACGAAAAACGGUGAUGCUGUUGGGAUGGAGGAUACAACCAGUUUGAACUUUUGAUGGGAGAUUAUCAGUAUAAUUCCUUCUGGAUUGGCAAUCCUUGGCCUACUGAAGAACCCCUCACACGGAUAAAUCAGGGCAUCGUGGCGUCUUACUCAGCAUUCAGUCUUCGGGGUCAAUUUCAAGCCCGAGGGUGGCUGCUUACAUCGUUGAUUAACCGUAACUUGGAAUGAACGAAUGGUUAUAGCUCGCCUGGCCCC
Molecule: messenger RNA, 960 nt
Organism: Aspergillus sclerotioniger CBS 115572
Lineage: Eukaryota; Fungi; Ascomycota; Eurotiomycetes; Eurotiales; Aspergillaceae
Exons: 1
Coding region: 28-672 (214 amino acids)
Source: RefSeq, a predicted model, not a curated record